UCAGGGUCUUCUGUCCUUGCUGCCGUGUGGGAGCUUCACGGAUGUUUGGCUUGAGGUGUUGCAUCCUGCCUCCUGUAGGCUGUCGCUGGCAUGUGCUGGCAGAGGUCAUCCCCUCCAGGCUGUCAUGUGGCUCCAGCCGGGUUUAAAGUCACUGCAAGAAAGCAGCAAGGUCACACAGAAGAGAGCAGCUCAGCAACAGGACGAAGCGGUGAAGGUCUGAUUCUCCUUCAACAUACCGAGCACUUGGCAACAUUUGCAUUGUUUGCGCCAUCUCAGAAAUACAUGAAUGACUGGGCUAUGUUUUUAUUUUUGUGGUGAAUGUGAAGUUGAAAAUGUCGGACUCAGCGGGCGAGAAGAACCGGAUGCCAGCGCGGGUCUCGAUUUGCCCCAGCAGGCCGACCGCGACAAUCAGACUUCAGGAUAUAUACGUUCCAAAGCCUCCAAAAGCCCCCGUUCGGAUCCGUCCGCCCUCUCCAAGACCCGCCUCUGGGAGGGAACAUGGUCUGAAGCAAACCGCUUCCAGCGAUCCGGCCACCAAGGCCAGCCGGAGGAAAAGGGCCCAGUCUCUGUCUUCGGCUUCAGACAAGAAGAGAGUGCCCAGGAGGGUCCAGGUGCGGUUUGUGGAUGCGUUGGGCCUUGACUUAGAGGAAGUGAGGGUCUUCAGGGUUCAGCAGGACCCCCUGAUACCCCAACAUGUGAUGUUCAGGCUGCUGAUGAGCUCAGAACUGGCUUUUGGAAAGUCCCCUGAGCUGAACCUACCUUACCUGAGGCCCUGUUUCCCUGAACACAUGGGAGCCCAACCAAACUUCCAGGACCGUCUGCGCUCUCUGAGGGUCUCUCUGGAGCAAGUGGUGUGCUCAGACCACGGCAUAACAGGCACCAUACAUGUACUAAAUUUAGCUUAUGAGAAAGAGGUCAGAGUGCACUACUCUUUCACCAACUGGAGAACACACACUCACACAAUAGCUUCCUGGGUAUCGGGUGGCCCCCCUGGUGACCGCGGCGCUCCGGGCACCGACAUCUUCAGGUUCCGUCUGCCUGUCCCGCCCUUCAUCUUGGAGCCAGGAGCCCUCCUGGAGUUUGCCAUCUGCUACCAUGUAAACGGAUGCGACUUCUGGGACAAUAACAGCGGCAACAAUUACAAACUUGCCUGCCACAGCUACAAGGUGACUGUGCCAAAGGAGUGCGAGGACAGCAUGCUGCAUUUCACCUGAGUGGCCACACGAGGGAGCUCUAACUCCUGUUAGUGGAUGCGCGUGAACGCGUUAAACCACUUACCUUAGUAUUCAGUGUUCCUCGGUUCAUUUAUCAAGUUGGACUUUUCUGGUUCGUCAGAGACCGACACACACCUAUGCAGCAAAUGUUCUAUUACCAACAUGAGUCAGACCUAUUGCUGCAGGUACUGUAUUUUGUAUUCAGUAGAAAGUAGAACUAAUAAAAACAAAUCCAUAAUGCAUAACUACCAGUUACAAGUUACUCCUUCAUUCUAGACAUAGCAUGCUUAUGCUUCAGUAGAUCCAUAAAAACACUAUUUAGGUGAGUUGUGAUUUCCUUUGUGAGUGCUUCGUACUGCCCUGGGAAAAUAAAGAGUAGGUUGAAGUGCA
Messenger RNA from Fundulus heteroclitus (mummichog), 1604 nucleotides. It is a transcript of the gene ppp1r3db, whose product is annotated as protein phosphatase 1, regulatory subunit 3Db. The coding region runs from base 333 to 1214 and encodes 293 amino acids. The transcript has a single exon. NCBI's taxonomy places the organism in Eukaryota, Metazoa, Chordata, Actinopteri, Cyprinodontiformes, Fundulidae. Gene Ontology annotation, biological process: regulation of glycogen biosynthetic process. Gene Ontology annotation, molecular function: glycogen binding; protein phosphatase 1 binding. Gene Ontology annotation, cellular component: protein phosphatase type 1 complex. The record is from RefSeq and is a predicted model, not a curated record.